AUGGUGUCCAGUUCCAUUGUCGACAUAUUCUGCUUCUCACCUCCCGGUGUUUCUGGCUCCUUCUCUUCCACAGCGUCGGUCCCAUUUCGCAAGAGUGUAUUCUCCGCCAUUUUCCUCUGGACCCUCGUUACCAUGGGAAUGACCCAGCUCCGCCUGAUAUUCUACAUGGGGAGCAUGAACAAGAUGCUGGAGUUCAUCGUAACACACGGAAUGAGAAAUGACGAUUUACUUCAUGAAGCAGAGGACAUCGUGAAUUUCUAUUCGUCCAUAUUUGGGAUCCUCCAGCUGCUGUGCCUUUUCACCUCCCCCCUGAUUGGCUACAUCAUGGACUGGCGCCUGAAGGAAUGUGUGGAGACGUCAGAGAAGUCGGUCAGUACAACAGUUGACUCUCCAGGAGCGAAGAGACCACGGGAUAGAACAAUCCAGAAGCUGAGCAAUGCCAUCAGAGCCUUUGUGUUGACAAACCUGCUGCUUGUACUGUUCGGUGUGACCUGUUUGAUCAACAUUCUGCCUCUCCAGUACCUCACGUUUAUCUUUCACACGGUGGUCCGCGGAUUCAUCCACUCUGCCUGUGGUGGUCUCUACGCUGUGGUGUAUCCCACCAAUCAUUUUGGAUCGCUGAUUGGUCUACAGUCGCUGGUCAGCGCGGUUUUUGCUCUCCUCCAGCAGCUUCUCUUCAUGGCCAUGUUGGGGCCCCUCAGGGGUGACCCCUUCUGGGUGAACAUUGGCCUGCUGAUCCUGUCCGCCACGGGCUUCCUCUUGCCCGGCUACCUGUGGUACCACCGUCGGAACAUCCUGAAGGACCGGGCGUCAGCGGGCCGAGGGCCGGAAGUCCCGGCCGAGGGGACGGAGCCGUCAGACGGGCCCUCUGCCGGCAAGCUGGCCCCCGAGGCCUCCCACAACGGCCUGCUCCCUAGCAACGAGUCCUCGGCCUAGUCCUGGCAGGAAGGCCUGCCCGUCCUUCCUUCUCUCUCUCUCUCUCUCUCUCUCUGUCUCGCUCCCUCCCUCAUCCUCAUUGAACCCCGAAACUCUGCAUGACCACCCCACCCCCC
Messenger RNA from Carcharodon carcharias (great white shark), 1052 nucleotides. RefSeq names its product large neutral amino acids transporter small subunit 3-like. Bases 1 to 936 code for a protein of 311 amino acids. The record is from RefSeq and is a predicted model, not a curated record. Gene Ontology annotation, molecular function: L-amino acid transmembrane transporter activity; neutral L-amino acid transmembrane transporter activity. Lineage: Eukaryota; Metazoa; Chordata; Chondrichthyes; Lamniformes; Lamnidae. Gene Ontology annotation, biological process: neutral amino acid transport. The transcript is spliced from 7 exons.